AGGUGAUGUACAGUAUAAGCAGAGGGAGCUGUCCCAGUGCUGAAAACAGUCUACAAACUCGCAGCAAAAAGACAAGGACGAUCAUGCUUUGGGUUCGCUCUGCUGUCUGUCACACAGGAAAGAUUUCUAACAUGGCAGAUGCUAAAACCUGCUGGCUUGGAGCAGCUUUCUCUCUCACCCUUUUCUUUGUCCUAAUCUGUUGUGUUGAUGCAGCUUCAAUCGAACCUUAUCAGCUGCUUCAGAAAAACCCAGACUACUUAGUGAAAAAUUUACAAAGGCUCCCAAGCCCAGAUAUGAUCAAAGCCUUGGAAUAUAUAGAAAAUCUCCACAAACAAGCUAACAAGGCUGAAAAUGGCCCAGAUUACAAUUUUUAUCAAGGUGCCCCAUUUCUUCUGCAGCAGAAAGAAAGCAAAGAUCAGAGCCACCUAGCAGAUAAUAUAAGAGAUUCUUUGACUGAAGAUGAGUCCCAGUGGGUUAGGUCAAUGUUGGAAGCCUUGAGGCAAACAGAAAAAGAGUCAAAGGCUGGAUCAAAAGAAAAUAAACCAUAUACUAUGAGUUCAGAUAACCUUCCAGCUGGUGUGAGUGAUGAUUAUGAGGCUUAUAAGCGGCCUGAGAGACGACACAAAUAUAUCAAAAUGCCACAUGCACAUGAUGAAGAAAGUUCAAGAGACAGUCCUUUCAAGCGCACCAAUGAAAUAGUAGAAGAACAAUAUACACCCCAAAGCCUUGCUACUUUGGAGUCUGUCUUUCAGGAGCUGGGGAAGAUGACGGGACCAAGUAAUCACAAAAAAGAGAGGCUGGAUGAGGAUCAAAAAUUGUACACAGAAGAUGAAGAUGAUGUAUAUAAAGUGAAUAAUAUUGCUUAUGAAGAUGUAGUGGGAGGAGAAGACUGGAAUCCAAUAGAGGAAAAAGUGGAAAGCCAAACGCAAGAAGAGAUGAAAGAUCAUAAAGAAGAAAUUGAUAAAAAUGAAGAAGUGAUUGAUGAUGAAAUGAAGAGAUCAGGGAAUCAAGGUUUCCUGGAGAAUGAAAUGGGGAGAGACAGUAAAGAUCAAAUGUCAGAUGACAUUACAAAGCUAAUGAAUUAUUAUCUGAAGAGGCUGAUGAGCAAUAUUGGAAAUGGCAGGUUAAGGACUGGACAUGAAGAAAAAAAGGCAGGUACAUUUUUGGAAAAACUUGAUCCUCAGUCUAUCUCUCAACUAAUAGAAAUCUCAAGGAAUUUACAAAUCCCUCCAGAGGAUUUACUAGACAUGUUGAAAAUUGGAGAAAAGCAGCAGCAGAGUGAAAGGGUAGAGACAGAGCAAGAACCAGAGCUCCCAGAAGAUCUUGAGGAUGACAUCUCUGAAACUAAUCUAGACAGCAUAGAUAGAUUUAAAAAUAAAAUGAACCCUAAAAAUGGUUACAUGAAGCAGCCAAUUAAUGCUAUGCCAGAUAAUCUAGUUGAAGGCCUCAAUAUCGAAGAUAUUGUCAAUCUUUUAGGGACUGAUAAUUUAGCUAAUCAGAAAACCUCCUACUUUGUAAAUCAGCUUAAUGAAGAGAACAAUUUGCCAAGACUUCCCUACAUUCCCAGAAGACCUAAAGGACAUCAACUUCCUAAAGCUCCUUGGAUUAAUGAUUUGGAAAGACGACAAAUAGAAUACGAAAAACUAAAUGAAAAAGAUGAAGAACUAGCAGAUUACUUGGCAAAUAUGUUGGCAAAAUACCCUGAAGUUAUGAAUACAAACCAGCUGAAACGUGUUCUAGUCCCAGUUUCAUCUGAAAAUGAUCUACAGGAAGACGACCAACUUGAGCAAGCAAUCAAAGAACAUCUAAAUCAGCUGGGAUCACAAGAAUCUGAUAAACUAGUCUCACUCAGCAAAAGGCUGUCCAUGGCCCGGGAGAAUGAUGACACACAAGCCAGGCAGUAUCUGGAUGAAGAUAUGCUAGUGAAGGUGCUAGAGUACCUAAACCAGGAGCAAUCAGAAAAAGGAAGAGAUCACAUUACUAAAAGGGCAAUGGAAAAUAUGUAAUUGUUACCCAAAUAUCAUUUUUCUGCAAUGUUUUGAUUUUUACCCCAGUUCAUUCGUGAUUUCCACCCCCCCCCAAACAACUUGCAGUUACCGUUGAACAGUCUGCAUAACUUUCACAGCGCUGUUAUUGUUUAUGGAUAUACAUAUAUGUUAUAAAUCUUGGAUCAAGUAACAAAUUGGUUCAAUUGUUUUAAAGAGCAGGGUUACGAAUUUUAGUAAAAUCGUAAUAUGUAAACAAAUGACCAUUGCAUUGUUGAUAAAACAUGAUAAAUUAACAGUGCUAUCAUAUUUGAAGUUUUUUAAAUUAAUUCAAUUAUUUUGUUACUGUCUGUAGUGUUUUUUUGUGGAGUACUGAAUAAAAAUACAGCAUAUAUAUAGUUUUAUUUAUAAGGCUUUUUCUAUUCUGUGUUUUA
Messenger RNA from Gopherus flavomarginatus (Mexican gopher tortoise), 2419 nucleotides. RefSeq names its product secretogranin II (gene SCG2). Bases 6 to 2006 code for a protein of 666 amino acids. Gene Ontology annotation, cellular component: secretory granule. The record is from RefSeq and is a predicted model, not a curated record. The transcript has 2 exons. NCBI's taxonomy places the organism in Eukaryota, Metazoa, Chordata, Testudines, Testudinidae.